Messenger RNA from Rhizophagus irregularis DAOM 181602=DAOM 197198, 813 nucleotides. The record is from RefSeq and is a predicted model, not a curated record. NCBI's taxonomy places the organism in Eukaryota, Fungi, Glomeromycota, Glomeromycetes, Glomerales, Glomeraceae.
AGUUUUUUUUUUUUUUGACUUGUAUUAGUUUAUUUAUUUAUUUAUUUUAUGGAUAGAAAAAUCAAGCCCUAAUUAGAAAUAUAAUAAGAACUUAAGAACUAUCCGAAUCAGGAUAGUAAUAUGUUGCAUUAUCAAAAGAAGAAGAAAAAUUUGACUUGUAUUAGUUGUUGAUUAAAUAACCAAUUGUAGAAAUUUGAGAUCACGUGAGAAUCUCCUUUUUAUCCCGGCAAAAAAAAAAUGUAAAUAUAUAAUAUAUAUUUAAGUGUGAUAGGCUAAAAUAACGAACAAAAUGUUCUUGUACUUGAUAAUGCACGAAUUCAUCAUUAUGAACGGUACAGGAACGCGACAAACGACAGUGCACAUCCUCCGUCGGAGGAUGAACAAUUUGAAGAUGCAUUAGCGAGUCCUAAGUUAUUGGCGAUUUCGAUAGUACCUAAAAGCAAAGAAGAGCUUGAAGAUUAUAACAAGUUGAACAAUGGAUUUAGUACCAGAAUAAAUGAGAUUAACGGUUGAACAAAUUUAUAGUAAGGUUUGUUUUGUUUGCGUUGGAAAAGGUUUGCGGAACACGCGAUCGAGUGGAAAAUUUUCGAUCGUACUUCGAAUAUGUUUCCGUCAAGGCGUAAAUUUAAUGGGGUUUAUUUUUAAUGUAUUAAUUGGGGUUUUUUUUUGUUUUGGUUGUUUUGAUUUAGCUUUCACAGAAGCAAUUUUCUUUGUUUGUUUGUUUAUAUCAAUUUUUUGGGGGUAGUAAAGAUGGAAAAGCGGAAAAUAUAGAAAACAGGAAAAUAUUAAAUAAUCAAAAAAAAAAAAAAAAAA